AACUUGCAGGGAAAAAAUACAAAUAUUAGUAGUAAACGUGUUGUGCUAGGUCACUUGUUUUUGGGGAUCUUUUUAAACGUAUUGUAUUUUUAUCGUUAGAUAUUAUUAUUAUUAUUAUUAUUAUUAUUAUUAUUAUUAUUAUUAUUAUUAUUAUUAUUAUUAUUAUUAUUAUUGUUGUUGUUGUUUUAUUUCGACAUGUAUGACAGGGCUCACAGACUGACCGAUGUUACUGUGGGAAGUACAACACCUAAUUUGGGGCCUGGAUCAUAUGAUGUUUCGCAGGUGCUAACACAAAAAGAAGAUGGCUAUGCGCCGUUCAUGUCAAUGUCAAACAGAGAAUCAAUUUUUCAUGUUCCAAAUGCUGUGGUUGCUGCGCCUGGACCAGGGCAGUAUGAUGCAAAACCUGCAAAGGAACAUAUUUUGGGUGGAAAAAGCAUUCAGAACAAGUCAAAGCGUUUUGGAGAGAAUAUACCAGAUGUACCAGGUCCUGGAUCCUACAAUGUGUCCCAAUCUGUGAAAAAGAGCCUACAAACGGUCAGUUCAAACCGUAUAAAGUAUCUGCGGAAGCCUGACAUCCCUUCAAUCCCCUCGCCUGGCCAGGCUUUUGGAUAUGAGGAAAUUGAAGAUAGAACACUAUGUAAACAGUCUCCACCGCCACGAGAUAUAACUCUUGGUCCAGCAUUCUACAAUCCUCAACAAGUGGAAAGCUUUUCUUCUCAGAAGUACAGAGGCGUGCAUUUUGGAAACCUCACUGCAAAACGUUGUAUUCUGAAAGUAAAAGAGGGACCAGGACCAGGGCAGUAUGAAGUAUUAGAGGAUAAUGCACAGCAUUAUGAAAAUGUCAAUAUGAAGAAGGAAGAAAAGAAAUGUGAGCACUUUAUCCCACGGUAUCAUGAAUCAAUCACACUGCAAGAACAAAAGAAGGGGGUUCCUGGUCCAGGCAGAUAUGAAAUUAAAAGCUACUUUGAAAAAAUAAGUACUCAAGAUACGUCAGCUGUUUUGAACCCACCCUUCCUUUCCAAAACACAGAGAUUUGCACCUGUUAAAUCAAUCACUCCAGCCCCAGGUUCCUAUAAUGAUCCCCGUACAGCUUUGCAGUACUUGACGAAGAUUACAGGCAUGAAGAGAAGUCCUUUUGGGCUGACUGCAGUUCGGUUCAUUCCAGAAUCUAUAAAAACAAAAACACCAGGUCCUGGAGCAUAUAAUAUAUUUAACUAUGGACUUGCACAAGAAAGUUUGAAAAAGGCAUACCUAGAGAGCACAAGAAAAGGAGGGUUUGGAUCUACAGCCACACGAACCCCUGAAUUGCUAAGGAGGCAAGAUGUUGUGACACCAGGUCCUGCUCAUUAUCAGGUUAAGGACAAGCCUGAAGGGAGAUCUACAAAUCAUAAAUCAUCUGUGUUUGGUUCAGCAGUAGAAAGACUGUUGACUCCCAUUGUAGCAAAGGAUGCUCCUCCUCCAGGGUCCUAUGAUAUCCAAAAAGCCUUUGAGAAAACACAUGGGAAAAGUUUCUAUGUCCCACCCCGCACAGAAGGUGCCAAAAGGAGACAAGGUUCUUUUCUCAGUGCUGCUCCCAGACAUUCGGUUUUGGUCAGAUUUGAUCUAGACAUUCCAGGGCCGGCUCAAUAUGAUCCUGUGGUGAAGUCAACUCCCAAGAUGGCUUUAAUGGUAACCAGAGAUGAACGCUUCAAGGAACCUAAAGAGACUGUUCCAGGCCCUGGGUAUUAUGAGUUAAGCCCACCUAUCAUGGAUACUGUCUUGAAGGGAACAUUUAAUACCACCCUCAGUAAUCCUCUCAUAAAUCGUGUGGAUUCAGUGCAUGUAGACUUGUCAACCAAGAAGAGUGUCUAGACCUUCAGACUGAUUUUUCAAGAAUGGACUGCAUUAAAAGUUAUACCUACUAUGUUAUUUUUGUCAAGAUUUAUUUUACACUUCUGCCUUUUCUUCCAACUUUUCAACUCCUCCUUUAAAAAUGUAAUUGAUACCAGUUAAGCCAUAUGUUUUUCUCAAUCACAACUAAGAAACGCGGUAAUAGUAAAAUUGAUUUAAUUUACGGGCUUUUAAAUCACAAGUCCUACUUUUUUAUUUAAAAGCACAAGCGAUUAAUCUUCAUGUAAAUAGUUAUGCAUAAUGAUUGCAAUAAAGUAUGUCCAGCAUAAAAUACUUUAUUUUUCAUUAUAGUUUUAAUAAAGAUUAAUCACUUAUUAACAUGUUGCAGUCGCGUUUGUAUGUCCUGCUUGUAAAUGAAAAAUGAAGGCUUGGCUGAUUUAAAAGCCAAUUUAGUUCUUUCACAGAAAAAAAGGUUAAUUAAAUCAAUUUUACUGUUAACACAUUUAUCAGUUGUGAUUGAAAUACAUAAACGGCUUGCAGGUAUCAAUUAAAUUCUUUCAAGGAGAGUAUACAAGUUGGAGUAUAAAAGCUCCUAAACAGCUCUUUGCCAAAAUGAUUUCCCUCCCCAGAAGCUUUAUUAGAUUCAUAGCAAGACCCUGGCAUAGUGGGAAAAUGACUAGGCAGCUCAAUGGUUACGAAAACUUGGUAAGCAGGAAAGGAAACCCAAGUCCUUAAUAUCACAUUCUAUUCUAAAGGAAAAUCCCCACAGAGGCUCUAGACUGACAUAUUGUGGCUGCCCUCAAUACCUUGCAUCUAGCCUCAAUGUGAUCUCUUGAAUUAUAAUUGAAAAUAUGCUUUGUUGUCAUCACUUUGAAAUGUUGUAGACAUGAUGCACUAGUGUCAAACCACAUCUCAAUAUUAUUUUCAUUACUAACCAGAUAUAAUUUAGGACUGUUUGGGUUAAGGGGGGUAACCGAGUUUAAGUGUAAGUUGUUGUUUUUUUUAAUUCUAUUCUAAAGAAGCAUUGAGUGGAUAUUAAUGUUUUAUUGAUGGAAUGUUAGAUCCUGCACUAGUUAUUCUUUCUGUCCAAAUGUAGCUUUUUAACCUAUAUCACACAGUAUUUGAAAAACUGAUUGUAUUUUUUGUUGUUGAAAACAACUAAAUUAAA
Acipenser ruthenus (sterlet) is the source of this 2998-nucleotide messenger RNA. RefSeq names its product sperm-tail PG-rich repeat containing 2 (gene stpg2). Lineage: Eukaryota; Metazoa; Chordata; Actinopteri; Acipenseriformes; Acipenseridae. The transcript has 14 exons. The record is from RefSeq and is a predicted model, not a curated record. Bases 196 to 1851 code for a protein of 551 amino acids.